AUGGAUACCGCACCAAAACCCAAAUAUGUUAUGCUCUCCGACAACCACCAAGGCAGCCUCCGUCCUCCGCCCUACCGCCGUCACGUCCCGAGAUACCAUUCCAAGACACACGGCGGAGGCGGCGGCUGCGCUGGUUGUUGUUUGAAAUGCAUUUGUUGCUGUUACUGUUUCCUCUUAUUCCUCAUCUUUUCUCUGUUCGGCCUCGCCUAUGUCCUCUUCUCAUAUUACAAUCCCCAAAUCCCUUCUUACAAAGUCUCUAGUUUCAAUGUCCGUGUCUUCGACGUUAAGCCCGAUUUCAGCCUCUACACCGAAUUCAUCGUCAUCGUCACCGCCGACAACCCAAAUCAAAACAUCGACUUUGUCUACGGCAAAGACAGCUAUGUCUCUGUUCUCUACAAUCAAUCGGUGCUCUGCACCGGAGAUAUCCCCAAUUUCCGACAGCCCUCCAAGAAUGUCACCGACAUAAGCAUUUCGUUAACUGGGAAGAGCGAAUUUGGAUCUGGGCUUCAAGAGGCGCUGAUGCAGAACCGACACAGCGGCAGAAUUCCUUUGCUGGUCGUGGUGAAAGUGCCGGUCACCAUCGUUAUUGGAAGGUUGUCGUUGAAGAAGGUUAAUGUGUUCGUUAAUUGUUCGUUGAUCGUUGAUAAUUUGUCCCCCGACAAGAAGGUUGGGAUUUUGUCGAAUAAUUAUACUUACGGUGCUGCCUUGUAAACUGUAAAGCUCUGGGCAUCAUUUUACCCUUUCAUUGCUCUCAUCAUUCUUAAUCUUUUUUCUAU
This is a messenger RNA of Cucurbita pepo subsp. pepo (vegetable marrow), 776 nucleotides long. Its product is annotated as NDR1/HIN1-like protein 6. Gene Ontology annotation, cellular component: plasma membrane. Lineage: Eukaryota; Viridiplantae; Streptophyta; Magnoliopsida; Cucurbitales; Cucurbitaceae. The record is from RefSeq and is a predicted model, not a curated record. Gene Ontology annotation, biological process: defense response to other organism.